CAAAUAUGUGCCUUAGGUGCCUCGGUAGUUGUCCAGGCAAAGGUCUCUUCCGGACGUGCGGGUCCUCGCGCUGGGUUGCCGUGUCCUUGAGGGAUGAGGAUUGAGGAUGACUCGUGUUCUAUUUCAAGGCAAAGCGCACUGCCAUUCUACUAUUUUUCUUAGGUCUGCCGCUACUCUCUCAUUUACCGUACGUUGCUAAAAUCUCGCUUCCGCUUUAGGGUUUUUAUCAUUUUCCCCAAUUAAUCAUCGAUCAUAUUCGACGUCUGUCUAUAUCAGAAAUCUCAAAUCCAUUCUGCUCUUGAUUUUGGCAUAAAGCUCAGAUUGGGUUAUUGAGAUAAAAGGGAACGCAACCAGACCAACGGAGCUCUGAUUCUCUGCUUCUUUCUUCUGCCUUUCGACGGUACCAAUCUCGACCUGGUAGUAGGCCCUAAUAUCCCUUCUUGUCUCCGCGAUGAAUUCGCAGAUGCCCGUGGCCGCUGUUGCUUCGUGUCCCUCUCUUCUUUCUUCUUCCGGAGCGCCCUCGUUCUUUUCUUGGUUCGGGGGGCGCGGCCACUGGUUCUAGGUCUAUUUGAUGAAGUCGACGCGAUAUAUAAUUCCGUACCUUAGAAGUUAAUUGAGCGCUAUUUAAGUUUUAAGGGAUGACUAAUGAAAUCACCCGUUAGUUCUCGGGAGAGAAAUUGGGCGUUCUUUGCACCACGUUGUCUUUUGGCCGAGUCUUGCAAUGGUUAUUUGUGCUGGAUUAUCAGCAAAGGGUUGUCUUUCUGAAUGUGAUCUCUCAUGUUUCAGCCUCACAAGCUUGGUUGGUUUUGCUGUUGAUUAAUAGUGUGUUCAUUCUGCUGUUCUCUUUGGGUCAUGUUGAUCUGUUCUAUACUGCUUUGGCUAACUCCGUCAUCAUUCAUUAGAAUCAAAGAACUCUGUGAAGAUUUCUUUUGAUUCUAAUUUUGAUCCUCUGUGCUACUUUUCUCAGUGCCGCAGCUGGCGAAGGUCCAAGAAAGUUGGGAUAUAACACAGUCGAAUACCCUGAAAGUAAAUUCUAUGUGCAACUAGUGAUUGUUCUACUAACAUGAGCAUUGAACCUUUCAACAGGUGAAAUUCCUUCUCCGCAGUUGUGCAAUUUCUUUAAUUUCAUUGCUGCACUGAAGUUUUUUCCUUCUUUUUUAAAAGGUUUUUGAUGUUUAGGAGUGCUGCUAUGGCUUCUUGUUUCUGGUUAAUUUAUCAUUUUCUUUCGUAGAAAAUUGAUAAAUAAAAUGGAACAAUGAAUAUAGGUUAGUGAAGCUUGCGGCUAGGGCAUUUUAUGAUGAUUACACGACAAAGGGGGAUAAUCAACAGAAGAUUGGGCGUAGUGACAAUAGAGGAGUGGCCGUGGUGAUCCUCGAUGCUCUCACCAGGUAAGAAUUCAACAUCUUAUUUUUUUUUUUCUUUUGAUUUAUUGUUAUUCUCUCAGAAGCUAGAUAUAGAUUCAAUUUUUUUUUACUGGUUGGAUACCUGUUCUUCUUCACUCAGGCAUGGUUGUAUGUAGCGAUACAUAUCAGGGCUGCCCUGUAAAUACAAGGAAUUUCCAAAAUAUUGAUUUCAAUUGCUCAGUGCUAGUGGCAGGAGUGUUAACAUACAUGCUUGCCUCCACUGUUUCACUUAUAGAGCAAGAAUUUUCAUUAUUGCAUACCAGCAUUUGUUACUGGUACAUGUAUUUUGUAUGCUGACAUUUUAGUGUAAUGUCUAGGAGAAUUACUAUUCAAUAGUCAAUGUAAUUAAGUUUCAGUUUUUAAUUGUUAUAACAUAGACGGCAAUGGGUCAGAGAAGAGGAUCUGGCGAAGGAUUUAAAAAUACAUACAAAGCAACUCCGACGCACUCUACGGUUUUUCGAGGAAGAAAAGCUGGUCACUCGUGAUCAUAGAAAAGAGGUUGCUUUUUAUUUAAGCUCAAGUUGACUAUUACAUGUUGGAUAGUGUUUGCAUGUGCUGCUUUGUAUCAGUUAGUCAUUGCCAUUACUAAUUAGUAUUUAGUAAAGAUUAGUGAUUGAUUACACAUGAUAAAUUUGGAAUAGUUAGUCUUAGAGAAAGCCUGUAUGUAUAAGAGGAGUUCACCACCACUCAAGAGGUGCUUUUAUACUUAUGGCUCAUAUCUUCCAUUACCAGAGAAUGUAGUUGUUCCUUGCUGAUGUGUGUGAAGGUUAUUGUCUAUUGCAAGCUAAAGUUUGUACAAAGAUCCCAAUACUAAAUGUGGUGGUUUUAUCAUUGUGUGUACUAUGUUUGGUUACCUUUCUUUUAACAUUUGUAUCCUUCAAUUCAAUAUGUCUACUGCCUUGCAAAUUUACAGAUGUUUAACCCUCUGGUUUUGUAUGUUUUCUUAACUACAAACUGGAACCUGACGCUGAUAGAUAUUAUUGUAUGUUGAAAGUGAGAUUUAUGACUUUAACUCGGAAAUGAGCUUACUUAACAAUUGAAUAACUUUGAUGACAAAGUGUACAGUAGAUGUUUAUGUAUUGCCUGCUACACCCAAUUGAGCUAGUUACAAAUAACAUCUUCCUUUAUAUGUCCGUUUUCCUUAAAGUACUUUGUUUGGUGCUUAAAUUUUACUACAUAGACGGCAAAAGGUGCAAAGUUAUAUACUGCUGCAGUAGCUGCUACUACUGAGGUUCAACAUAGUAAAGGAGAGGAUAAGGUUAAGCUACACACACACUCAUACUGCUGCCUGGAUUACGCACAGGUUCCUCUCCCAUUUUUGUCCUUCAUCUGUCUGUGGUUUAUCCCUGCAUGCUCAACCUUUCGUUCUGCUUUUUUGAUUUGCCUGUGCACUAUAUACAUUAUGAAUUGUGCUGCUGAAUAUCUGAGGUAGAAUUUGCAUGGCAGAUAUAUGAUGUUGUCAGGUACAGAAUGCACCGCAUGAGGAAGAAGUUAAAGGAGGAUUCGGAAGGAAAAAACACAAUUCAAGAGUAUGUGUGUCCCAACUGCGGGAGAAGAUACAAUGCUUUGGAUGCCCUGCGAUUGGUUUCCAUGGAGGAUGAAUCUUUCCAUUGUGAGAAUUGCAAUGGUGAACUUGUGGCAGAGAGUGAUAAGUUAACUAUUCCAGAAGGAGGAGAUGGAGAUGACAAUGCAAGGAGGCGAAGGCGUGAACAAAUAAAGCACAUGCUUCAGAAAAUGGAUACGCAUCUUAAGCCACUAAUCGAGCAGCUGAACAGAGUGAAAGAUAUCGCUGUUCCUGAGUUUGGAAAUCUCCUAGCAUGGGAAGCUAGAGCAAGUGCUGCCGGUCGUGCUAGAAAUGGUUCUGAUUCCAAUGAUCCUUUCCAGACAUUCCAAGGAUAUGAUGGAGCCCCGUUACCAUAUCUUGGGGAGACAAAGGUUGAGGUUGCUUUUUCUGGUAUUGAUGGCAAGGAAGAGGAUGCCAAAUCUGAAAGUGCAGGCGCAGCGCUAAAAGUAUUCCCACCAUGGUUGAUAAAACCAGGAAUGAACAUCACAGAGGAGCAACGAGGAGAGGUGAAGCAGGAGUCGGAGAUGGUUGGCAGCUUGUCCUCAGGGUUCUCAGAUGACAAUAAAACUGUCUCUGAAGAUGAUGAGAAAAAGCUUUUACAGCGACAUGAGCUAGAAGCUGCAAAUAAGCAACAGGAGGUGCUGGAGACAUCCGAUUGGAAUGGUCCUCCAGAAUCCUCACCGCAACGUCAAGUUGGGAUGAAGUUCAAACGUGAAGACGACGAGGGAGAUGAUGAUGUCGACUGGGAAGAGGCCCCGAUGAGAGGUGAGAGCUCUAAUUACAGGGUGCAUGAUUUGAACAAGGAAGCAAAGGCUACGCCAGAGGAUGAGGAUGAGGAUGAGGAUGAUGAUGAUGAUGAUAUAGACUGGGAAGAAGGGUAGUUGGCCUUGAAUCCAACAGUUUCCUACCAUGCUAACAAUUCCUUUUGUUUUUGUCCCAUAUAUUUGGGGGAAUAUUCCGGUAGGGCAAGUUGAAAUUUGAAAGCUGCUGGACCAAAAAAACUGCUGUUCUUCAAUCAAGUGCGCUACUUUGAUGGCGUCUUGCUUGUUGGAUUUGAAUUGGAUUUAUUUGAAUUGGAUUUGUUGCAUUUUGUAUUUGAAAGAUAACAUUGCUUGUUUAGUUGAUUUUGAUGAUGGAUUUAAAGAUUUUUGUACCAUGGCUCACAUAUUCAUCGCAACCAACUCUUGUACAGAUAGAACGACGGAGAAGAGAGGGGUACGCUUCAAGAAACCCACUCAGCUCAACUUCGCUGGCUCUCUCUGUCUUGGGGGCUCAAUCUCACCGGGGAUCCGGACAUGGAAAUUAAAGAAUAUCGAAGUG
Linum trigynum is the source of this 4287-nucleotide messenger RNA. Lineage: Eukaryota; Viridiplantae; Streptophyta; Magnoliopsida; Malpighiales; Linaceae. The record is from the annotation of a GenBank genome assembly.